This is a messenger RNA of Pseudopodoces humilis (Tibetan ground-tit), 2608 nucleotides long. RefSeq names its product family with sequence similarity 110 member A (gene FAM110A). NCBI's taxonomy places the organism in Eukaryota, Metazoa, Chordata, Aves, Passeriformes, Paridae. The record is from RefSeq and is a predicted model, not a curated record.
GUGCACGCAGGUGAGCGGGUGACGCUGGCAGCUGCCUGCUCGGGGCUGCCACGGGAGCGAGUGAGGCCACAGCACACCGGCCCCUGCCCUGCCCACCAUUGCACCUGGAACUCCAGGAUGAGCGCAGGGAGCCUUUGAGAAGCCCCGGAGCUUGCGAGGGGGCUGAGGGAACAGCAGAGGGAGUGGAGCACGGAAUCCAGCAGCUCAGCAGGGUGGUAGGUGAUGGAACCCUGGGCAUAGGGGAUGCCCGCCUGGGAGCAGGCAAUGCACCCCUGCGCAUGGGUGAAGCGAGGAUAUAGAUGAGGCACCCCUGGGAACAAUCAGUGCUCCCCUGGGAGUGGGUGAUGCACGCCUGGGAGAAGGAUAUGCCCCCCUGGAUGUGGGCAGUGCCCCCCGGAGCAUGGCCGAUGGGCACAUGUAAUGCACCCCUUGACUCCUGGCACCUGCGACUUGGGCAGAGCAUCAGUGUGGGGUGCUUGGCUCUCUCCGCCCCCACUCUCUCCGCAGGGUGCCCCUCUCCGGGACCGGGGCGCUCUCCCCGCCGGCGCCAUUGGCCCCGGUGCUGUUUGAAGCAGGCGUGCGGCGCGGAUUGGCCGGGGGACUUGUCGGGGAGGCUCGGCGGCGGCGGAGGCGUGGUGACCGCCUUCAAAUAGGCAGCCCGGAGCCGGGGGCUCAGCCAGUGCGGUACCGCACAGCCCGGGCUGUCUUUGUCUGCCGUGGGGCCGGGGCGCGGGCAGGGGCAGCAUCGCCGCCGCUCUCACUCCGGCCCCGCUCUCACUCCGGCCCCUCUUCUCAGCCGACGGCACCUGAGCCCUUCGCUGCCCGUGGCGGCCGCCCACCCGUGUCCCGGUGCCGGCACGGAGGAUGCCCGUCGAGGCGCUGCAAGCCGGUGACACCAUGAAGGGGGUGACGGUGCCUUUCACCUCGGCCAUGCCUGUCCGUAUCCUCCGCAAAGGGCCCGCGUAUUUCCGCCGGCACGCCGAGCCGGGGGCCGGGAAGCCCAGCGCAGUGGAGAGACUGGAGGCUGACAAGGCCAAGUACGUGAAGAGCCAGAAGGUCGCCAGUACCAAGCAGGAGCCGGUGAAGCCACUGCUGCUCAAGCAGCCCCUCUUCGCCCCCGGGGUGCGCCGGGCUGUGCUCACCCCCAGCCGCAGGGCACCCCCGGGGCCGCGCCGCGCCGAUGCUGCCAACCCGAAGACCUCCCUUGACCUGGAGAUCCUCAACAACCUCAUCAACCUCUGUGACAGCCCUUUCCCUAAGGCGGAGAGCCCGCUGGGCAGGGAGUGCAGGUGGCGGGCGGAAGCGCCAGCGGUGGAGGGGGCUGUCAAGCCACCGGAGAGCCCGGCCACCACCAAGCCCCCCGGCAGUGUAGCCGUGCGGAGGGUGGACGUCCGUCCCUGUGGAGCUCCACGGAGCCCAGUGACACCGCUGCCUGCGUCCCCCGUCCCAGGUGGGCUGCCUGUGACCCCAUCCCGGAGCUCGCCCGCCCGCCCCGAGAACGCCCGGCGGCAGCCGCUGCUGCACCGCUCCAAGUCGGACCUGAGCGAUCGUCUCUCGCGGGCCACCGCCGACCUGGAGCGCUUCUUCAACUACUGUGGCCUUGACCCCGAGGAGAUGCAGGACAUGGGGGCUGAGCGCUUCGCCCGUGCCAGCUCUGACAUCGUGUCCCUCAAGUUCCACAGCGUGAGCACGGCCAGCUCGGAGGGCGGCCGCUCACCGCCCAGCGCUGCCACGCCGGAGGGACGGCCGGCGGAGCGUGUGCCCUACGGCAUCUCCAUCAUCGAGCGCAACGCCCGUGUCAUCAAGUGGCUCUACGGGCUGCGCCAGGCCAGGGAGCCCCAGAAGGUCUCUGAUGUGUAGUGGUGCCGUGGUGGGCACCGGGGAUGGGUUGCUCAAAAGCAGGCAAUGCUGGAUGGGGACAAAGCACAGGCUGUGCCCUGGGAGGAGCAGGGACCUCUUGAUGGUGACAGGACCUUUGAACUUAGCCCUGCUGUACUACAGCAUCACUGGCCUGAUGUGGUGGCUAGGGAUCCAUUGUCAGACCCCUGUGCCAGCACUGGAGGGCCAGGUCCCUGUGGGAAGGCAGAGGACUCGUGACCCUGGGUGUGUGGCUGGUCCUCAACACCCAUAAGGCCUCAUGUGUGGCUGUCCUGCCUGCGCUGCUGGCAGCUCCUGCCUGUCCUGCUCCUCACCAGCACCCCUGGGUGGGGUGCAAGGGGCUGGUUCCCCCCUGCACAGAGCAGGGAAACUCCACUGGGGAAGGAGCUGCCCCCUUGCAGCCUCCACCAAAGGGGUCCCACUGCCUGUGGUGGUGAUCACAUCCUGGUGGUCCCAUCUUAUUGCUAAAGAAAAGCCUGGUGCUUUGAGGGGUGAGGGCGAAACCUGACCCCCUGCUUCAAGCUGCCCAGGGCUGUGUGUCUGUGUGUGUGAGUGUCUGCGGGUGCCUGUGUUCCCCUCCCCGGCUGCCAGUGGGCACAAAGCCCCCACCAUGCUGGGCCUGGUAUUUAUGAAGACAACAGUUCCUCUUUUCUACUCUUUUCCUUAUGUUUGAUCUGUAAAUAAUAAUAAUUAUAAUGCAGCCAGUUUUAUUAAAUGCCUGUGUUUUGGA